AUUUCUUGGUUAGUUUUGUCAGGAAUAACUGAAUGUGCGCAAAAAUAAAUACAGAAAAUAUGUGACAAUCCCGUACAAUAAAAGGUUUGCAGUCAAAACAAAUAUCCAGCCGGACUUUCUUCUUGAUCGAUAAUAUUUAAAUGGACAGCGUAUUCUUUCGUUCUUUUUGUUUUAACUGUUGAAUAUUUUUCUGCAAAGAGUGCAGAUUUGAUAUUCAUUUCUAUUUUAAAAUUAAAUAAUAAAAUUUAGUCUACUGGGAUAUUCAUUUUUUUACUUUAUGAUGGACGGAUCUUCUGACGACCCCUUAACCGAAUAUAAACUUCAGCUCUCAUCUGUGGAACAAGCUCUUAAAAAUGCAAGUGCAGAUAAUCAAGCUGACCUUUUAGAUUUAAAGGCAAAAUUAACAGAAGUUAUAUCUCUUUUGCAAGGUAAACCAGAUGAUUUAGAAACAAAUAUUGAUGAUUCAAAAACUGACAACAUUGCUGAUGAAUUUCUAAAAUUUCAACAAGAAAUUAAAGAAUUAGAAGGAGACAAACCUACCGUGAAUGAUGAUACUGGAACAGAUGAGGAGGCCAUUCACGAAGAAUUUUAUUCUGUUUUAUCUUCUAUGGAAGGCAAUAAAUGCAGAGCUCCAUUUGCCCAGGAGUGGGGAGAAAGAGGAUUUCAUAAUGCUAUCAUAUUCUCCACAGAUUUGGAGGAUCAGACAGUACAUAAUUUACAAGAUGUUAUGGUAAAAGUCAUGUUUUGCAAUCCUCUUUGUGAUCAAAUGAAACCAUGCCCUUUUUUCUUGGAUGGACAUUGUAAAUUUUCAGAUAACAAAUGUAGAUAUUCUCAUGGUUAUGGUGUUAAAUUCUCUGACCUUGAGGAAUAUAUUUUACCUGACUACAGCAACGUUCAAAGGGAUUCAAAAUGCUUAGCCAAAUAUAGAGAUGGUUUGUGGUAUACAGCCAUUGUGGAGAAUUGUUUAGAAGAUCAAAGAUAUUUUGUUAAGUAUGUCAAUUCAGGCAGUACUGAGACUCUAGAAGCCCAUGAAAUUCUCCCUCUAGGUGAUUUAACGUUAUCUGAUGAUGAUGAUGACGGCGGCGAUGACAGUAGUAAUGAUAACUCAUAUGAGGAUACAACUUUUGCUGAAGAAAUUUUGGAUCCAUCCAAGUCUUCUAAUGAAAUAAACUAUCAAGCAGUUCCUGCUGCAUCUACUAUUGGUUCUUGGGAGCAACAUACUAAAGGUAUCGGAUCUAAACUCAUGGCGAAAAUGGGCUAUGUGUGGGGCCAGGGCCUUGGUAAAGAUUCCAAUGGAAGAAUUGAUCCAGUAGAGGCUAUCGUGUUACCUAAAGGCAAAUCUUUAGAUAAAUGUGCUGAGAUGCGUGAGAUGGCCAACUUGCAAUCUGUGGAAGAAAGGUUUAGUUCAGAACAGAAGAAAGAAGAACAAAGAAAUAAGCUAGCAGAAUCACGAAUAAACUCUGAUGGUUCUGUAUUUGAUUUUCUCAACAAAAAUCUUUCUGGGAAAAGUGAUCGUUUCUGUGUUAAAAAUGGAGAUAUUUUAGGAAAGAGAACAUCAACUGAAGCUUCAAACAGUUUUGAUACAUCAACUAAAUCUCAAGCAAAAGAUCUGAAUUUUGAGAUGUAUUCUGUGGGAGAAGCUAUCAAGAAAACCAAGAAAGAAAUUGGUCGAUUGUUACAAUCUGUAAAUAGGAAUUCUGAAAGAAAUGAAGCAGCUUGUGCUCUCAUUAAGCAAAAGGUGGUUGCACAGAACAAUUUGCUUAAAAGUUUAGAAGCAAAAGAGAGAAGAAUUAGUGACGAAAUAAAUAAGAAGAAAAAUCACAGUAAAAUAGCAAUGUUUUAAUAAA
Argiope bruennichi is the source of this 1847-nucleotide messenger RNA. RefSeq names its product zinc finger CCCH-type with G patch domain-containing protein-like. The record is from RefSeq and is a predicted model, not a curated record. Gene Ontology annotation, cellular component: nucleus. The transcript has 14 exons. The coding region runs from base 278 to 1843 and encodes 521 amino acids. Gene Ontology annotation, biological process: regulation of transcription by RNA polymerase II; negative regulation of DNA-templated transcription. Gene Ontology annotation, molecular function: DNA-binding transcription factor activity, RNA polymerase II-specific; metal ion binding; RNA polymerase II cis-regulatory region sequence-specific DNA binding. NCBI's taxonomy places the organism in Eukaryota, Metazoa, Arthropoda, Arachnida, Araneae, Araneidae.